Messenger RNA from Rattus norvegicus (Norway rat), 1696 nucleotides. Lineage: Eukaryota; Metazoa; Chordata; Mammalia; Rodentia; Muridae. The record is from RefSeq and is a predicted model, not a curated record.
GAUAACAUAUGGGUUGGAAGUUCCUUCUCUGUGGUCAGUUGCUCUCUGCCUGAUUUCAUUACUGGGGUUCCAGUGAGAUUUCUCCUCAGUCCUGUGACACCAAAAUCUGCAACUCUUACCCAUGACAGGAAGCUUCAACCACCCAACUCUCCUUCCCGUUUUACUUGUAGGAAGCCAGGGCCAUUCACUGUGCUAUGCUGUGGAUAGUGCUACUGCUCUUGCUGUGUACAGACUCCCUGGUUCAGGAUUUAGAAUUCCAGCUGGUGGCGCCCAAGUCGGUGACAGUAGAGGAGGCCUUGUGUGUUCAUGUGCCCUGCAGUGUUUCUUACCCCUCCAUUAGGCCCACUUUUGGACCUGUCACUGGCUACUGGCUCCUGAAAGGGACGAGUCUCCAUGAAGAUUCUCCAGUGGCCACAAAUGACCCCAGACAACUAGUGCAGAAGGCAACACAGGGCCGAUUCCAACUCCUUGGAGACCCACAGAAACAUGACUGUUCCCUGCUCAUCAGAGAUGCACAGAAAAAUGACACAGGAGUGUACUUCUUCAGAGUGGUUAGAGAACCUUUUGUGAGAUAUUCUUACAGAGCAAACCAGCUGUUGCUGCAUGUGACCCCUCUAUCACGGACUCCUGACAUCAUAAUCCCGGAAACCCUGAGAGCUGGCCAUCCUAGCAAUCUGAGCUGCUCUGUGCCUUGGGCCUGUGAGCAGGGGACACCCCCUACCUUCUCCUGGAUGUCAGAUGCCCUCACCUCCUUGAGUUCCAGAACCACAAACUCCUCAGUGCUGACACUCACACCUCGGCCCCAGGACCAUGGUACCAAACUCACCUGUCUGGUGACCUUCUCUGGAGCAGGCGUCACUGUGGAAAGAACCAUCCGCCUCAAUGUUACCUGGAAAUCAGACCAGAUGAGACAGGUGGUCCUGGUGGCUGUCGGGGAGGCAGCAGUCAAGCUCCUGAUUCUUGGGCUCUGUCUCACACUUCUCAGUGUGGUGAUCUGCAGGAGGAAGGCAACAAAACUGUCGGUGCACAUGAACUGUGAAAAUCCCUACCAAGGCUCACCCGCAGGACUCCAAGGUGCACAGCCAUGCUGAGAAUUCAAGACCCUUGAGGAAGGACUUACCUUAGGAACAGAGCAGUAUCUGAACUUAGAUUCCCCUGAAUUUCAUGGGGGCGAAGUCUCAGGAGUACCCAGAGAUCUAAGUUCACCAAGCUUUGCUCUUGUGUAAAGCACCUGUGUCCUCUAUGGCUCCCUGCAGAUAAUUCCUGGAUCCCGCUGAUUCCAACAGACAAUGGAUUACGCUGCUGUGUGAGUCUCACACUCUGUUGACCAUGUCUGACUUUACAAUAAGAGACCUGGGACUGAGUCUGUGUUUCUUAAUUCACAUCAUCAGAGGUCGUUCCCUCUAUUUUUGGUUUUUGUACUCAGUAUAAUGGGCUCCUGCCUUCUCCUCCUGCCUCACCUCUCUUUCUCCUUCCCUCUCUCCACAUCUCUCAUAUGGAGGAAUAUACACAAGUGUGGGACAAUGCUCUUGCGCAUGAGUACCAUGAAGACCAGAGGUCAAAGUUCAGUGUCUUCUUCUAUUGUUUGCUACAUUGUCGUCGUUGUCGUCGUCAUCAUCAUCAUCAUCAUCAUCAUCAUCAUCCUGACAUAGGAUGUGGUGGUUUGAAUAAAAAUGGCCCCCAUUGGGCACAAUUA